AUGUUCCAUACUUUCGAGACCACUCAGUACACCAGUCCUGACCAGAGCGAAGGAAACCCUGCUGCUAAACGACGCACGUCCACUGUAAGAGCCUGUGAGCCCUGCCGGAGACGCAAGAUCCGAUGCAAUGGCGAGCACCCGUGCGAAACAUGUCAGUGGUAUCGGAAAGCCGCCUCCUGUCACUAUACUGAGCCCAGGCAGAGACAGAUGCCAUCCCGAAGAUCUGUCGAGAAAAUCUCGCAAGCCCUGCAGGAAUAUCGAGCCAUCCUCCAAAGACUCUUUCCCCACGUGCACCCCGACCAACUCAAAGACCUUUCUCGCGAGAGACUUGUGGAGCUCGUUUCCAAGACCAGCCCUUUCCAUCCUCCAUCUCCACGAACCCCGAGCGUCGAAGAGAAGCCGCCUCCCGUAAAUCCUGAUGCCGGCAGCCUGGAACAACUUCAGCCCAUGCCCGAGGAGGGCAAUGAACCCUUUGACCGUAAACCUCACGCCCUCAAAGGUAUCACUGACGACGUCAACAUGCUUUCUCUCUCUGUCAAGCAGAAUCCCUCCUAUCUGGGGAUCUCCUCCGUCAUGGCGGUUUUGCGCGUCAUCACUUGGCUCGAUCCCGAAUGCCUCACCAAAUCACCCGAGAGAAGCGUCGUUCCUAGCCGGGAAACCUCGUCCCCUCCCGAAAACCACGCGAUUGAGAAGGAUACCCCUCGAGGGGACGCCUCGUCGUCCUCGGCCUGGGACGAAAUCCCUCUCAUCAACGCCUACUUCACCUAUGUUCAUCCAUUUGUCCCCCUCAUCGAGGAACAAUCCUUCAGAGAAACCUACAUGGCUGCUCAGAGGACCGAUUCGCGAUGGCUCUUGCUUCUCAAUACCGUGUUGGCCAUGGGAAGCAUGGCGGCGGGGACCUCGGAGGACACCGGCCAUCAGGUAUACUUCAGCCGUGCCAAACAGCACCUCAACAUGGACGUCUUGGAUUCGGCUCAUCUGGAGACCGUCCAGGCCCUCGCCCUUCUGAGCGGCCUCUAUCUUCACUAUGUUCAGAUCCCCAACCAGGCCAAUGCCUUGAUGGGCGCCACGCUGAGGGUGGCUACCAUGCUGGGCUUGCACCGAGACUAUACCGAGGGUGUCGGUCCAGCAAAGGUUCAGAAGGCCUCGUUUUCGAUCGAAAUGCGACGAAGAAUCUGGUGGUGUGCCUUCAUGUUAGAUGCUUGGGUCGGAAACACUCUCGGAAGACCCAGUAUGGGUCGCAUGAGCCACGCCAUCACGGCGAAACCUCCUCAAGAACCGAUCGGUCAAUCCACGGUGAUGCUCACCCUGGUGCAAGAAAAUGUUCGUUUCUGUAUCAUCAGCACCAGAAUGGAAGAUGCACUGGCCAUCUCGCCACUACUCGAGGAGCAUGAACGUCAUGCACUCGAUGCCGUCUACCUGGAAUGGUACAAGCACUCUUCGGUGCGGAGCAGUUCACCGCGCCCUAACGUGGGUGAAUCUCCUGGCGUCACCGUGCUAAAGAACGUCAUGAGAUGGCGCUAUCUUUCCAACCGAAUCAUCCUCCACCGCCCAGUGCUAUUGUGGUACGCGAUGCGCAAGAUAACUUGGGAGAAAUUGUCCCCUGAGAAGAAAUCGGCGGUGGAACUGUGUCGUGAGGUGUGCGCAGAUCUGAUCAACGAUAUCGCUACCACUUGGCGAGGCCAAAAAGCAUGCCAGAUGUCUGGUUGGAAUGCGACGUGGUUACUUUACCAGGCAACCAUGGUCCCCCUUCUCUCACUUUACUCGGAUCCUCUCGACACCAAAGUCGUCGAAAGCAGUCGCCAUCAAGUGGAGAUGGCGAUGCGGGUCAUGAAAGAGCUUCAGGGUUGGUCUACCACGGCAAGACGGUCCUUGGAAGUUAUUGCCAGGCUAUAUGAAGCCAGCAAACGACACUCCCCCCAAAUUCAGGAACCGCCAGAGGUGUAUCUGCCCAAUACUAUGGAUACACCGACAUCGACGGCCACUCCCGCACCACCACCACCACCACCAUCAUCGGCAGCAAAUUUCCGCCCGGCAUACAUCGACGUCUCCUUUGCCAGUUCGUAUGGCAAUCCACCCGUCCUGAACACAGCUAGCCAGGAAGUGUUUAUGGAUAAUAUGUUUGCCAGUUUGAAAUGGAGUACCAGUUGGGACAGUCCCAUAGGCGGCCCUCAAAUGAUGAAUGGCUGGGAUUACAGUUCCAUGCACAAUUGGGCCGGUAUUCCACAAGCCGACGAAUAUUUUGACAUGGGCUUUGCCGAAGAUCCCACCCAUAUGGGAUUCGAUUUGGACAUGCAAACCUCCAAUCCGACCGAGAUGAUGAAUGGACAGAUGGAACACCGCCAUUCGUUAUGA
This is a messenger RNA of Rhinocladiella mackenziei CBS 650.93, 2355 nucleotides long. RefSeq lists its product as uncharacterized. Gene Ontology annotation, molecular function: DNA-binding transcription factor activity, RNA polymerase II-specific; zinc ion binding; RNA polymerase II cis-regulatory region sequence-specific DNA binding. The record is from RefSeq and is a predicted model, not a curated record. Gene Ontology annotation, cellular component: nucleus. The transcript has 2 exons. NCBI's taxonomy places the organism in Eukaryota, Fungi, Ascomycota, Eurotiomycetes, Chaetothyriales, Herpotrichiellaceae. Bases 1 to 2355 code for a protein of 784 amino acids. Gene Ontology annotation, biological process: DNA-templated transcription; positive regulation of transcription from RNA polymerase II promoter by galactose.